AUGCCUUUCGUCAAGCAACAAAAGAACAAGGCUUAUUUCAAGCGUUAUCAAGUCAAGUAUCGUAGAAGAAGAGAGGGUAAGACCGACUACUAUGCUCGUAAGAGACUCGUCGUUCAAGCCAAGAACAAGUACAACUCUCCCAAGUACAGAUUGGUUGUUCGUUUCACCAACAAGGACAUCAUCUGUCAAAUCAUCUACGCCAAGCUCCAAGGUGAUUUCGUCCUCUCUGCUGCCUAUGCUCAUGAACUUCCCCGUUAUGGUGUUAAGGGUGGUUUGACCAACUGGGCCUCUGCUUAUGCUACUGGUCUCCUCCUUGCUCGUCGUACCCUCGCCAAGCUCGGUCUUGCUGACAAGUACGAAGGUUUCGCUGAGCCCGAUGGCACUGUUCAAUUGAUCGAAGCUGCUGAGGAUGCUCCCCGUCCUUUCAAGGCUUUCCUCGAUGUCGGUCUCGCUCGUACCUCCACUGGUGCCCGUGUCUUUGGUGCCAUGAAGGGUGCUUCCGAUGGUGGUAUCUUUGUUCCCCACAACGGUAACCGUUUCCCUGGUUUCGAUAUCGAGACCAAGACCAACGAUGACGAACUCCUCCGUAACUACAUCUAUGGUGUUCACGUCGCCGAGUACAUGGAAUACCUCGAAGAAGAAGAUGAGGAACGUUACAAGAAGCAAUUCUCUACCUUCAUCAAGGCUGGUAUCACCUCUGAUAAGGUCGAGGAUAUGUACACCGAAGCUCAUGAAGCUAUCCGUGAGAACCCUGCUGCUCAACCCACUGAGAAGAAGGGUAAGCCCGCCAAGCCUUACCGCAGACUCGUUGCCCUCAACAAGAAGCAACGUCUCAACAAGAUCAAGGAUGCCAAGGCUGCUUUCGAAGCUUCUCAAUAA
Molecule: messenger RNA, 879 nt
Organism: Mucor velutinosus
Lineage: Eukaryota; Fungi; Mucoromycota; Mucoromycetes; Mucorales; Mucoraceae
Exons: 3
Coding region: 1-879 (292 amino acids)
Biological process (GO): ribosomal large subunit assembly; translation
Cellular component (GO): cytosolic large ribosomal subunit; ribosome
Molecular function (GO): structural constituent of ribosome; 5S rRNA binding
Source: RefSeq, a predicted model, not a curated record